Molecule: messenger RNA, 1503 nt
Organism: Theobroma umbraticum
Lineage: Eukaryota; Viridiplantae; Streptophyta; Magnoliopsida; Malvales; Malvaceae
Source: RefSeq, a predicted model, not a curated record
UCACCGUUUCUUUAACAAACCUGCUUCAGCGUUAAAACCCUAAACCUCUGUUCAGAAAAUCUCCAAUUUUCUUUCCAUCAUUUUCUAAUUUUUUUGUUGUCUUCAGUGAACUUUGAUUCUUCAUAUCUCAGAUGAUAAGCCAAUAACAAAAAAAAUGUCAACAAGAUCCCAAGCAUCUUUGUGCUCUAGGUUCCUCAGCCAAACCCUUCAAAGCAGGUCCAAAGCCCUAACCUCAUUUCACCGGAAAAUCUCAACUUUCCCACCUUUUCCCACUAACCAAACACCAAAAUCCUCACUUUCUUCGAAAGUAGCCCAUUUCUCCACAGCCUCCUCCACAGAAGUUCGGGAUCUUCUUGCUGAAGUAGAGCGUGAGAAGCGGAGGGAAAAAGAGGACAGGACGAGAAAAGGUUUGGAUACAAAGGAUAUUGAUGAAGAGGAUCAAGAAGAUUACAUGGGUGUAAUGCCCUUGAUAGAGAAGCUUGAGAAGGAGAAAUUGAAGGAUACUGGGAAUUUAGACAUGUACGAGGAGCCUACAGAUUCGGAUAGCGAUGAAGAUGAAGAUGAUGAGAGGUUUGGGCCUGAGGCAGUUCAGAAGAGGAUUGAGGAGUUUGAGAAGAAGCAUAAAAGGCAUGAGCAGUUGCUAAAGGACUUCACUGAGGCCGACUGGACAGAGACACUUGAUGAAGCUUUCAAAUGUAUGAAUAAAAUUGACAAGUUUGAGGAAAAGCAUUUUCGGCUUCGCCCUGAAUACAGGGUCAUUGGUGAGUUGAUGAAUCGACUUAAGGUAGCAGAAGGCAAGGAGAAAUUCAUUCUUCAGCAAAAAUUAAAUAGGGCAAUGAGGCUGAUUGAAUGGAAGGUAGCCUAUGAUCCCAACAAUCCGUCCAAUUAUGGAGUUAUUCAGCUUGAACAAGUUGGUCAAUCUGAUGAUCUUGUGGAAAAUGCUGGACAAGGAGAGGAAGAGCAAAUGAUACGAGGAACUGCUGCUGUAGACGAUGAUGAUGAAGAAUUUGAUGACAUGAAAGAGAAGGAUAACAUACUGCUAGAGAAGCUCAAUGCUAUUGACAAGAAACUUGAAGAGAAGCUGGCAGAGUUGGAUCAUACCUUCGGGAAGAAGGGAAAACUUCUGGAGGAGGAGAUCAGAGAUCUUGCUGAGGAAAGAAAUGCUUUGAUAGAAAAGAAAAGAAAACCUCUUUACAGAAAGGUAAGUGCCUACGUUAUUGCUUCCAAAGCAUCAGUUUUUUUUUUUUUUCAAAUAGUAAUUUAAAACUAGAGGAGGAAAAGGCUAAGCUUAUGUUAUUCUUCUUUUUCCUAAAUACAUUUCAUUUAUAUUCAUGCAUCUAGUUAGCAAGCUGCUGAUUGGAGUUUGUCUUUCUGAUGUUUCUCUCCCUUUUAUUGUUUCCUUGCAAGUAUGAAAUAGGUUGCAUUGAAAAAAUUCUAGGAAAUUUCUUAAGCUGAAGUUUUAGUUUUCUUCAUAUUCUCUGAUGAUAUAUAUGAGUGCGCAAG